Messenger RNA from Brassica napus (rape), 1169 nucleotides. RefSeq names its product vacuolar protein sorting-associated protein 2 homolog 2-like. Gene Ontology annotation, cellular component: ESCRT III complex; multivesicular body. Lineage: Eukaryota; Viridiplantae; Streptophyta; Magnoliopsida; Brassicales; Brassicaceae. Gene Ontology annotation, biological process: endosome transport via multivesicular body sorting pathway; late endosome to vacuole transport; protein transport. The record is from RefSeq and is a predicted model, not a curated record. The coding region runs from base 164 to 898 and encodes 244 amino acids. The transcript is spliced from 11 exons.
UUGUAUUAAGCUACGCUGCUCAGCACGCUCAUCUAUACACAUUUACAGGCAGAAGUCAGAAACAGAGAGAGAGAGAGAAGAAGAAGAAAAACAACAACUUUUUGCCCCUUUCUCAUAAACACGAGGAGAAGAAGAAUUGUUUUUUUUUCUUCUCCAACACUUGAUGAACAUUUUCAAGAAGGUAAUCGCCAUGAACAUUUUCAGGAAGAAGACUACUCCCAAAGAUUUGUUGUGCAAACGCUCAAAAAGGGACACUAAUGCCCUUCGAACCAGCAAGAGAGAAAUGGCUGUGGCUACACGAGGUAUCGAGAGAGAGAUUUCAUCUCUUCAGCUGGAGGAGAAGAGACUAGUUGCAGAAAUCAAGAAAACAGCUAAAACUGGAAACGAGGCGGCGACAAAGAUUUUAGCACGUCAACUAGUUCGAUUGAGGCAACAGAUUACAAACUUACAGGGAAGCCGUGCUCAAAUUAGGGGUGUCACCACUCACACACAGGCUUUGUAUGCCAGCACUUCCAUUUCUUCUGGUAUGAAGGGUGCAACCAAAGCUAUGACUGCAAUGAACAAGCAAAUGGCACCAACGAAACAAGCCAAAGUGAUUAAGGAUUUCCAGAAACAGUCUGCACAGCUAGACAUGACGAUAGAGAUGAUGUCAGAGGCAAUUGAUGAAACACUUGACAAAGAUGAAGCUGAAGAAGAAACAGAAGAUCUCACUAACCAGGUUCUUGAUGAGAUUGGUGUUGGUGUUGCAUCUCAGUUAUCUUCAGCUCCAAAAGGUCGGAUCGCUACAAAAACUGCAGCUCCUCCGGCUACCACUGCAACUACUACCAACAACAACAGCUCUGAAUCAAGUGAAGUAGAUGAGCUUGAGAGGAGGCUGGCUUCACUGAGACGAAUCUGAGAGUCACGUCCUGUCAAGUUUACCAAGGAAUUGCAUGAUCUAUGAAGGAAAGAAAAACAGCUUCCUUUUUUUUGCUUGUAUAAAUCUGCUGAAACUCAUCCUUUGAUAAGGUUUUGUUAAACCAAACGAUUUUAGAAAGAAGUUGAAUUACAAACGCUUUUUUUGAAUACAAAAUCUCUGUUAAAGACUUGUAUUAUUGUUAUGCAAUUUAAAUAGAAAACCCUCUGUUCAGAAAAAAAUAAUAUGAUAUAUAUACAUCCUGGUUCGCGUA